Messenger RNA from Penicillium olsonii, 972 nucleotides. NCBI's taxonomy places the organism in Eukaryota, Fungi, Ascomycota, Eurotiomycetes, Eurotiales, Aspergillaceae. The record is from the annotation of a GenBank genome assembly.
AUGUCCAACAAACAACAAAUUCUUCGUUGUGAGGUGAUACUCCAAAAGUAUGGAAAGGCCCUCAGUGGAAAAACAGUCCUCAUCACCGGCGUUUCUGACGACUCCAUAGCUGGGCAACUGGCAGUACAGCUCGCAAGAGCUGACCCGGCUUUGCUGAUACUGACUGCUCGUGCCGAGUCGAAGGUGGUAGGAAUCCAAGAAAAGAUCAAAUCAAAAAAGCCGAACGUCAAGACCCGUUUCUUGCACAUGGACUUGAGUGAUCUGAGCGCCGUCAGAGAGGCCGUUAAGGAAAUCAACGAUGUGCCUCACAUCGAUCACCUGGUUUGCGUGGCUGGAGUCAUGUUCCCGCCACACGGAAAGACCAAGGAUGGCUUCGAAAGUCAGCUAGGCGUGAACUAUUUGGCCAACUUUGUGCUUGUGAAGCUGCUGUUGCCGAAGGUUCGCGUUGCUGGCCCGUCUUCGUCGAUCGUGAUCAUGGCCUCGUCCAUGGCUCGUCAAGGCAAGAUGCACUUUGAUGAUGUUUGUUUUAGCGAUAGCAAAACAUACGAUCCAAUGGUCGCUUAUGGCCAAUCGAAUGCCGCGCGAGUCAUGUUUGCCAAAAGACUCGGUGAGAAGUUGUGCGACGAACAAAUCCGCGUCUUCAGCGUGGAUCCGGGUGCCGUUCAAUCUGGUCUGCAGCGACACUGUCCUCCCGGAUUUCUCGAUCAGGUUGCCGAGUGGAAAAAAGCAGGACCGAUGGUCGACCUGGAUGGAAACACAUUCGACAUACCCCCCUGGACUGGGACCUCCGAGGGAGCAGCCACCGUCAUUACUGCCAUGAUUGAUCCCACUAUCACUGGCUAUAAUGGAUCCUACCUCAAUCAGAACGCGAUCUCCGAUCACGAAUUGCAUAGCCACCUCAAGGACACCACCAACUGGACCAAGCUCUGGGGUUUGAGUGAGGAACUGACAGGGGAGACAUUCUCUCUGUAG